This is a messenger RNA of Hemicordylus capensis (graceful crag lizard), 1002 nucleotides long. RefSeq names its product homeobox D11 (gene HOXD11). The record is from RefSeq and is a predicted model, not a curated record. NCBI's taxonomy places the organism in Eukaryota, Metazoa, Chordata, Lepidosauria, Squamata, Cordylidae. The transcript has 2 exons. Gene Ontology annotation, molecular function: DNA-binding transcription factor activity, RNA polymerase II-specific; RNA polymerase II cis-regulatory region sequence-specific DNA binding. Gene Ontology annotation, biological process: anatomical structure development; regulation of transcription by RNA polymerase II. Gene Ontology annotation, cellular component: nucleus. The coding region runs from base 1 to 1002 and encodes 333 amino acids.
AUGAGCGACUUCAAUGACUGCGGCAGCCACGGGGCCUCCAGCAUGUACCUCCCGGGGUGCGCCGCCGCCGCCGCCGCCGCCGCCGCCUACUACGUGUCCCCCUCGGACUUCUCCAGCAAGCCCCCUUUCCUGCCCCAGUCGCCCUCCUGCCAGAUGGCCUUCCCCUACGCCUCCAACCUGCCGCCGCAUGUGCAACCGGUGCGCGAAGUGGCGGCGGCGGCGGCGGCGUUCAGGGACUAUGCGGGCGGGGGCGGGGGCGGCGGCAGCGGGAAGUGGCCCUACCGCGGGACUUACGCGCCCAGCUACUACGAGGAGGUGCUGCACGGCAGGGACUUUCUGCAGCCGCCCGCCCGCCGCGGCGGCGGCGGCAGCAGCAGCAGCAGCAGCGAGGUGCUCUUCAAAGCCGACCCCGUGUGCAGCGGCGCCCACCACCACCACCACCACCACCACGCGGCCGCCGCGGCCGCCAGCUUCUACAACGCCGCCGCCGCCGCCGCCGCGGUGGGCAGGAAUGGGAUCUUGCCGCAGGGCUUCGACCAGUUUUACGAGGCGGCCCACGGCGCUGGCACCCCCUACGCGGAGCAGGCAGCGGAGCUGGAGGCUGGCGACAAGGGCGACCUCAAGCCCCCCGCCGGCAGCCCUUGCAGCAAGAGCGCAGCGCCCCUUCCCCCGGGCCAGGAGAAGAAAGUGACAAGCGGCGGCGGCGGCGCAGAAUCUCCUUCCAGGGAGGCCGGCCCAGAGAAGAGCAGCAGCAACAGCAGCUCAGCGAUUCCUCAACGAUCCCGGAAAAAGAGGUGCCCCUACACCAAGUACCAGAUCAGAGAACUGGAACGCGAGUUUUUCUUCAACGUGUACAUAAACAAAGAGAAAAGACUUCAGUUGUCUAGAAUGCUGAACCUCACGGAUCGACAAGUUAAAAUAUGGUUCCAAAAUCGAAGGAUGAAAGAAAAAAAACUGAACAGAGACCGACUACAGUAUUUCACUGGGAAUCCCUUGUUUUGA